Messenger RNA from Miniopterus natalensis, 955 nucleotides. The record is from RefSeq and is a predicted model, not a curated record. Lineage: Eukaryota; Metazoa; Chordata; Mammalia; Chiroptera; Miniopteridae.
GUUUUGAAAUCGAGCCGCCGGAGCCUCACGAGCUGCUGCCCGCGCCGAGGCCCGCAACCCUCCGACGUCCCGAGGACCCCCGGACGCCUCGUCUGCGGCCCCGCGGGCCUGAGGCCGCAGGCGCGCCAUGUCCACCCCUCCGCUGGCCGCGUCCGGGAUGGCGCCUGGGCCCUUCGCGGGGCCCCAGGCUCAGCAGGCCGCCCGAGAGGUGAACACGGCCUCGCUCUGCCGCAUCGGGCAGGAGACGGUGCAGGACAUCGUGUACCGCACCAUGGAGAUCUUCCAGCUGCUGAGGAACAUGCAGCUCCCAAAUGGUGUCACGUACCACAUUGGAACAUACCAGGAUCGGCUAGCAAAGCUCCAGGAUCAUCUGCGCCAGCUUUCUAUUCUCUUCCGGAAGCUGAGGCUGGUCUAUGACAAAUGCAAUGAAAACUGUGGAGGGAUGGAUCCUAUUCCAGUAGAGCAGCUUAUUCCGUAUGUGGAGGAAGAUGGCUCGAGGACAGACGAGCGGGCUGGCCCCCCGCGGUUUGCGGGAGAAGAGAGGCGGGAGAUUGCGGACGUGAACAAAAAACUCAAACAGAAGAAUCAACAGCUGAAGCAAAUUAUGGAUCAGUUACGAAACCUCAUCUGGGACAUAAAUGCCAUGUUGGCAAUGAGGAACUGACCUGAAGCUUACAUUUCCCGUUCACACUUCCUUACACCAUUUCCCCCCAAGUGUUUUUUCCCUUUGAGGAAGAUUAUUUAUCUGUUUGUAUUCCAGUCACUGGAAUUAAAGUCCCUGUUUUUACAUUGUGGUUUUACAUUAAAGUAUUCAUCGGCAGUCCUUUUUUUAAGCUAUUGAUUCUGUGAAAGAUUAUUAUAAUAAACUUUGACAGGGUUUGUGUUUUGGUUAAUCUUCGUGAAUAAUUGUUUUUUAAAAGCAAAAUAAGUUUUGUAAAUAAAUUUUUAAAUUUGA